AUGGAUCAAUCGACUCUUACAUUACUUUUAACUAUUUUAGUAGGAUUUGUUCUCUUAAAAUGGUUCGCGCAAUCAGAUCAGCACCCUUCUGCGCAGCAGUUGGGAAGCGAUGGUGCAAACAGUGAAUUGGCGGGUGCGAACCAAAACAGAGCGCAUCCCACGAGACGUGGCACUGCUAGGCGCCCGAGAAGGCCUGUUAGUCCAGACAUGAUCGAGGUAGUUCAAAGCUUGGCACCUCAUUUGCACGUUGAACAGAUAAGGUAUAACCUGGAAGAAACGGGAUCAGUAGAGGUGACUGUCGAAAGGUUCCUUAGAGGUGACGAUUUCCCGUUCCCACCGGGCUAUAGGGCUUCCCCUACGGAGCCUGCUGGAGACAGAAGUGCCGGCAAUACAGACCCAAGAAAAAGAAAUAAUAUCAGGCCUGACAGCUUAUUAACGAAAUUCAAUGUGGAUCCAGAAGCAGAUUUAAGCGGAAGAGACUUCAAAGACCUCGACACCGAGGAAAGGAAGCAGUUCAUGGUGUGGCAAGCAAGAAAAAGUAUGGAGAAGAGACUCGAGACAGAUGAAAGAUUACGCGAGUUGUUGAAGUGA
Zygotorulaspora mrakii is the source of this 591-nucleotide messenger RNA. RefSeq names its product Cue1p (gene CUE1). The transcript has a single exon. The record is from RefSeq and is a predicted model, not a curated record. Gene Ontology annotation, molecular function: ubiquitin binding. The coding region runs from base 1 to 591 and encodes 196 amino acids. NCBI's taxonomy places the organism in Eukaryota, Fungi, Ascomycota, Saccharomycetes, Saccharomycetales, Saccharomycetaceae.